AUGCCUCGCGCAACACGCGCAGCCGUCAAAGCCCAAGAAGAGGAAGCCAUAACCGCUGCUUUAGAAGAUCUACCACCCACGCCUGCGAAAGGACGCGUUCCUUUAGGUGAGAUAUCGAACAACGUCAACACAAGCACCAUGAUUGAAGGAACAGACACCGUAGAUGAAGCCGAGAAAGUGCCUGCACCUAAAAGCAAAAAGGGCAAAGGAGGCAAGAAAAGUAAAAAGGUGACCAAAGUAAAAUCAAAGGAGCAGGAAGUCGAGAUUCUAGAAGACGAAAAUCAGUCCUCUCAAAGUGAUGCUGCUGAGCAGGCCUGUGCCGAUCUUAUGAACAAUGAUGCUCCCAACGCCACGAUUCCUGACAGUUCCGAAUCGCCCCCGUCUCCUGCUGCAGAAGCUGCCAGCGAACAGGUUUAUCCAGGUCAUACACCCGAAUUUGAUAUUGACGUGCCAGGGGAGCCGUAUGUAAACCAAAUCGAGUCUGAAGCACGGGAAAUUCCACAGCAAGAUAGUGCAAGUGGCGGUCGGUCUGACAGCUCGGUGCAGCAAGAGCUCAAGAAUGCGAUGACCCCAGAAAAGGAGGAUGACUCCUUCGUCGGACAAAUCAAGACUCGAACGCCGGCGAAACGUAUCUCUAGAAUUGAGGACUCUGUCGAAGCACUAGACGCUCUAGAAGAUGAGAUCGAGAAAGUUGACGAAGCUAUUCCAGCCGCAGCGAGUGAUCGAUCCUCUCCGUUACAGGUUAAGAAGAGGGCAGGAACUUCAAAAAAUCACAAGGACAAACUUGCUGGAAUGCCUACCGACGGCUUGGUAGCUUCCUCAAAAGCUUCAAAGGGCAAGGCUUCCGCAGCAGACACCAAAGCUGGGGAUGUGAAAGCUAAGGAACAACCUAAUACUGGAGCCGCCAAAAAAUCAGUUCGGACUAGACCGUCCAAUGUGCAACCAGCUCCGGCUAGCGCUCAUAAGCCUAGUCAAGUUACAAGUAAUGCUUCAGGGCGCCUGUCCAAAAGAGUGAGCUCCAUUCACAAAGUACCUUUUCAGCCUGUGAAAUCAACCAAACCGCCCACAAAGUCGAACUUCGAAUUGCCAGGUGAAGCCGUUGCUCGAAAGCUUAAGGAACAACGUGAAGAACGGCAGAAACGGGAUGAAGAGGAGCAGUCAAGGACAACGCAACCUAAGCCAAAGCCUCUCCGGCGCAGUCAAGCCCCAGAGAUCAAGCUUAAUACUGCUGCUAAAGCACGGCUGAGCUUGGUAAAAAAUGCAGCGAUUGAAAAUGCAAAGCCUACAUCAGCUUCUGGUCCAAGGGUUGUGGCUAGUGCAACUCUAAGUAAGCGCCUGUCCUCCAUCAAUAGUUCGCAAAAAUUCGCUUCACAGAGAACGAGGAAAGUUUCACCAGCACCCGCUAAUACCUCAGCGAGACGGGGGCCUUCACUCGACGCGAACACAGCUUCGCGUAAAGUAAACAUAUCAAGCCCCCCGCGUCCUCCUCCAACUUCAGCAGACAUUGCAAAUCAGAAAUUGAAGGGAAGGGAAGCGUACCAGCGUGCUAGAGGAAUGCUUUCCGAGAAGGAGAAAGAAAAGAAGGCGAAGGAAGAAGCGGCAAAGAAGGCGAGAAUAGAUGCUGCUGAGAGAGGCAGGAUUGCUAGUAGAGAGUGGGCGGAGAAGCAGAAGGCAAAGAAGCCCGCUCCUCAUUCAGCUAAGGUUAGAAGUUAG
Molecule: messenger RNA, 1713 nt
Organism: Bacidia gigantensis
Lineage: Eukaryota; Fungi; Ascomycota; Lecanoromycetes; Lecanorales; Ramalinaceae
Exons: 2
Coding region: 1-1713 (570 amino acids)
Source: RefSeq, a predicted model, not a curated record